Molecule: messenger RNA, 1044 nt
Organism: Sphenostylis stenocarpa
Lineage: Eukaryota; Viridiplantae; Streptophyta; Magnoliopsida; Fabales; Fabaceae
Source: the annotation of a GenBank genome assembly
AUGGAUCUGUCUGCUCUUCAUGCGACGAACCUUUUCCACACAAAUUCGUUUUCCCAAAGACCCAUUUCCUCCAAUUUGGGAAUAACUGGAGUUCCUUUCAGAGUUGUAGAUGGACGAGUGUUUGAGAUCACUGGCCUAUGGCGAAAGUCAUACUGUAAAGGAUAUCGCCCAUUUGUUGUCAGCGCCACCGGCAAGAAGAAUAAUGACAACUCUUCUUCUGGAAAUGGCGAACGGUCCAUGCCAGAAGGAGAUGGUACUAGAGAGAACAAUUCUGCUGAUGGUAACAAAUCAGAUAGCAACCCUGAGAAAUGUCAUCAUACUAGUGUGGAUUGGCGUGAGUUCAGGGCAAAGCUAUAUAGAGAUGAGCUGAAAGAAAUAUCAGAUACGGACAUGCAUAAUCAUAGUGGAGCAUUGCCCAAUUCCAAUCCUCUUGGAACACAGUGGGCUCAUCCUAUUCCAGUGCCUGAGACUGGUUGCGUACUUGUGGCUACGGAAAAGCUUGAUGGUGUUCGCACUUUUGAAAGAACUGUUAUUCUCCUUCUCAGAUCCGGAACUAGACAUCAUCAAGGAGGACCUUUUGGAAUUGUCAUCAACCGUCCUCUUCACAAAAAAAUCAAACACAUGAAACCUACAAAUCAUGAUCUAUUAACUACGUUCUCUGAUUGUUCUCUGCAUUUUGGUGGACCUCUUGAGGCAAGCAUGGUUUUAUUGAAAACAGAGGAAAAGAUGAAGCUUCCUGGAUUUGAAGAGGUAAUCCCUGGGCUAUGUUUUGGAUCUCGAAACAGUUUGGAUGAUGCUGCAGGGCUUGUGAAGAAGGGGAUUCUCAAGCCUCGUGACUUCAGAUUUUUUGUUGGUUAUGCUGGAUGGCAACUGGAUCAGCUGAGAGAUGAAAUUGAGUCAGAUUAUUGGUAUGUGGCUGCAUGUAGCUCAAGUUUGCUCUGUGGGGCACUAUCAGAUUCAUCAGAAAAUUUGUGGGAGGAGAUUUUGCAGUUAAUGGGUGGGCAUUACUCAGAAUUGAGCCGGAAGCCAAAGCAAGACAUGUAG